AGAUGCAUUUUCAGAAGACAGGACUCCAGCGAUAAUGCACCACCUUGAAACAACCUGACAGAGAUUUAACAAGCCGGACAGGUGCCAUUAAGUUUCAGUGGACAGACUCAUCUUUGCGGAUCCAACUGCACAGCAGAAACAGACCUAGGAGAGAUUCUUAGCAUCCCCCAAAUCUCAUUGGCCCUCUGGACAAGCCAUCCCACAACCAGUCCUGCCGCACAACCAGAUUCCUUUCAGCACUCGCAGCCGUGGACAGCUCCCCGGCUGGCGGUGGUUUCCUCUGCAGUGAGCUGACUUACUCUGCCAAUCGCGGUGGGGGCCGAACCCACAGCAGUCCCAACCGACGCUCACAGAACCAGCGCGCCCUCCCUCCGCGCUCUCCGUUCCCCGCCCCUCGCUCACCCCGGCCCACUCCAGCGGGACUUUGAGGGAUUCCCUCUCCGGCGGUCUCUGCAGCAGCACAUCUGGCCUCAUUCUGGGUACGGCAAGCAUGGAUCUCCGAAGAAGAGCCAUCCCCAGCGCCGAAAGACUUCGAGUUUUAUUGCUGCUGUUCCAUGCAACAGCUCAAAUCAUGGCAGAACAAGAAGUGGAAAAUCUCUCAGGCCUUUCCACUAACCCUGAAAAAGAUAUAUUUGUGGUGCGGGAAAAUGGGACGACGUGUCUCAUGGCAGAGUUUGCAGCCAAAUUUAUUGUACCUUAUGACGUGUGGGCCAGCAAUUACGUAGAUCUGAUCACAGAACAGGCUGAUAUCGCGUUGACCCGGGGAGCCGAGGUGAAGGGCCGCUGUGGCCCCAACGAGUCGGAGCUGCAGGUGUUCUGGGUGGAUCGCGCUUACGCACUCAAAAUGCUCUUUGUAAAGGAAAGCCGCAACACGUCCAAGGGAGCCGAGGCGACUUGGAGGCUGAGCAAGGUGCAGUUUGUCUAUGAUUCUUCUGAGAAGACCCACUUUAAAGACGCAGUCAGCGCUGGGAAGCACACAGCCAACUCGCAUCACCUCUCUGCCUUGGUCACCCCAGCUGGGAUGUCCUAUGAGUGUCAAGCUCAGCAAACCAUUUCACUGGCCUCUAGUGAUCCGCAGAAGACGGUCACCAUGAUGCUGUCUGCAGUUCACAUCCAACCCUUUGACAUUAUCUCAGACUUUGUCUUCAGUGAAGAGCAUAAAUGCCCAGUGGAUGAACAAGAGCAACUGGAAGAGACCUUGCCUUUGAUCUUGGGCCUCAUCCUGGGCCUUGUCAUCGUGGUAACGCUCGCGAUUUACCACAUCCACCACAAAAUGACGGCCAACCAGGUGCAGAUCCCCAGGGACCGAUCCCAGUAUAAGCACAUGGGCUAGGGGCCGCUAGGCAGGCAGCCCCUCGCCCUCCCUCAACUGGAUCAGGUAGAACAACAGCACUUCUCACCUCGUACACCAGGACACACCAACAUAGCUACAAUCAAACAGGCCUGGGUACCCGAGGCUUGCUUGGCCUGCACCCACGCUUAAUCCCAGGGAUCAGGGGAUUCUUUUGGCUGUAUGGAGUGAAUGGCAGUAUUCUCUUCAGGAUGGGGAGUGGGGAAGGAGGGGCUCCAUCGGCUCUCAUGCUCAUGGUGGCUUGGCUUUGAACUCUGCAAGGAUUAACAAAUGCCACUUGCCCUGGCAUCUGGCCCCAAAGUUUAGGGAUUGUGAAAACACACUUCUCUGGGGGAGGAAACCCCUUUUCAGUUCAGAGGAAUAGGGAGUCUUUUGCUCCUUCCGACACAGCUGGCUUACCUUAUAUACAGUUGUCAAUGCACAAAAAUACAACCUCAUGCUCCCUGCAGCGAGACCCCUGAAUGUGACCCAUGCUUCUGGCUGGCGUCCUGCAUGUCUAGUGAUCGUCUUGGGAAUGUUUCUCUGCUACCCGCACCCAGUGAACUUUGCAGCACAAGAAUCCGUUUAAUGUAUCUAUGCAGAAUUGUUUGGACUUCAUAAUGUGCCAGGUCCGAGGAGGCGGACCUGAAGAAUCAAUCCAUGUGAGUUUGUUUAUCAAAAUGAAUUAAAACGCACUACUCUCUG
Molecule: messenger RNA, 2035 nt
Organism: Otolemur garnettii (small-eared galago)
Lineage: Eukaryota; Metazoa; Chordata; Mammalia; Primates; Galagidae
Gene: LAMP5
Product: lysosomal associated membrane protein family member 5
Exons: 6
Coding region: 491-1333 (280 amino acids)
Cellular component (GO): membrane
Source: RefSeq, a predicted model, not a curated record